CUGCGCCCUCCGCCAGUCAAGAUGCAGUUUCUUUGGGUGGUUGUCGUCGUCUCCGCCAUGCCUUUGGUCGGGGCCAUCUUUAAUGAAGUUGGCCCCGUAGCCAGCGUCAAUUGCUCAACACCGUUUCAGAUCAUCAGCAGAGAAUCGAACAAUCUUGCUACAUACAUCCGCUGUCGUUUCUACAUUCCCCGUCAAGAGACGUGUCCUCGACAUCAGGUCUUAAGUCUGCGGGCUAAGCGAUGUGUCUAUCCUUCAAGCCUUGUCAGGCUGUGCAAUCCCACUUACAAGUUCUAUCCACCGAUGCCUAACUCGGUCAUAGGACGCAGUCCUGGCUAUUCCGGGGAUAACUCCUAAUGUACAACCUUAACAGUGCCCCCUGAAACAUAAGAGGUACCUUUCCCCAAAGAUAUAUCGCAUUCACAUCACAGUUUUGUGAUAUCACAGCUGC
This is a messenger RNA of Haliotis rubra (blacklip abalone), 448 nucleotides long. RefSeq lists its product as uncharacterized. NCBI's taxonomy places the organism in Eukaryota, Metazoa, Mollusca, Gastropoda, Lepetellida, Haliotidae. The record is from RefSeq and is a predicted model, not a curated record. Bases 22 to 354 code for a protein of 110 amino acids. The transcript is spliced from 2 exons. Gene Ontology annotation, molecular function: chitin binding.